UGCCCGAAUCCUAUAUAUACUCCGCCGCUCUCCUCACUCCCCUCCCAACACACAAUCCGCCAUUGCAGCAGGGCUACCUCCACCAUUUCCAGAGCAGAGCAGAGCAAAGCUCGAUCUGACAACGAAUCAAUCGAUCCCCAAUGGAUCAUCACCACUACGAAGAUGGCUGCGGCGGCGGCGUGGGGUACGCGACGGUGACGUCCGCGCCGCCGAAGCGUCCGGCGGGACGGACCAAGUUCAGGGAGACGCGGCACCCGGUGUACCGCGGCGUGCGGCGGCGCGGCGCGGCGGGACGGUGGGUGUGCGAGGUCAGGGAGCCCAACAAAAAGUCCCGCCUCUGGCUCGGCACAUUCGACUCGCCCGAAGCCGCCGCCCGCGCCCACGACGUGGCCGCCCUGGCGCUCCGUGGGCGCGCCGCGUGCCUCAACUUCGCCGAUUCCGCUUCGCUACUCGCCGUCGACCCGGCCACGCUCCGGACGCCCGAGGACAUCCGCGCCGCCGCCAUCCGCCUCGCCGAGUCCGCGUGCCCGGCCGCGGCCGCGUCCAUGCCGAUGUCGGCAUCGGCAUCGGCAUCGGAGACGAUGGCGAUGGUGCAGCAACAGGAAGAGGCGGCCAACGCCGCCGCCGCGGCUGCGUACGACGAAUAUGCGUUGUGCGGGGACAUGGGAGAUUGGGGUCAGCAUCAUUGUUCGUAUUUCUACGGCGACGGGGUGGUCCCUGGCGGCGAGUGGCAGCAGGGCUCGCUCAUGGACGGAGACGACGACGGCUACCGUUACGGAUAUGGCGCCGGCGACGUCGCACUCUGGAGCUACUGAAUGAUCAUCGAGCUGGACCCAUCGAUCGACCGUACCUAGUUAAUUUUGUCCAGACGUUUGUUGUACUGUAGGCUGUAGCCUGCCGUCUCCACGGAGCACUAAUGUGGAAGGUGUUGUUGAGAAACUUCUAGUCGUUCAGAGAUUUUUCAUGCGGUCUCUGGGCAUGUUCGUUCGAUACCGUGUCUCCAGGUAAAUCGAUCCUGAAAAACUUUAAGCCAAAAACAUGGAAAUUAUUUGAA
Brachypodium distachyon (stiff brome) is the source of this 1054-nucleotide messenger RNA. Its product is annotated as dehydration-responsive element-binding protein 1C. Gene Ontology annotation, biological process: regulation of DNA-templated transcription. Bases 141 to 815 code for a protein of 224 amino acids. The record is from RefSeq and is a predicted model, not a curated record. Gene Ontology annotation, molecular function: DNA-binding transcription factor activity; DNA binding. NCBI's taxonomy places the organism in Eukaryota, Viridiplantae, Streptophyta, Magnoliopsida, Poales, Poaceae. The transcript has a single exon.